UGUGAGGAGGGUGGGAAAGGAUGAGGCCACAUUGUGUGGGGCCUUGUGUGUCGUCCUGGGCAUUUAGGAUUUGAUGCUGAGGUAUGGUACCAUCAGGAGGUUUUAAAUAGAAGUGUAAUGUUGCCUCCUUAAUAGUAAAAAGAAAACCGAACAGAGAACAAGUGGGCUGCUUUCUCUAACUGUUGGCCUUCCCACAGUGUGCAGAGCAUGGGGGAGAAGUCACUGCCCUCGGCAGGCUGGUACAGGGCUGUGGGCAGGAGCAAGCUGUGGGUCGGAUUUCCUGGGGUCAGGCUGCUGUUGAAUAACUGAGUGCUUUUCCUUCCCUGUCAGUUGGGGGUUAGUGAGACGGUUAAAUGAUGGGGGAAGCGGGUGGUGCACUCGCCUGGCACCUAGCCAAUCCUCAGAAGGUGUAAGCUGCCAUGGUGCGGUUACUUGCUCUAGGUGCCCUGAUGGGAGAUGGGGAGCGGCUUAUGAGAGCAGCACCCGUGGUAGGCUGUGGGGUUGGGGGUGUCAGGAGCCCCCGGGAUAAAGCCAGACAGAGGGGGCGCUUGCUGCAGGACUGGGGGUGCGGUGGGCGGCAUCCCAGAUGACUUCUGCUGUGGAGCCAUAGCGGGCGACGACAAGGCCCAGGCCAGAGGCAGGGGAGUACCACCAGACCAAGGACAAGGCCACGGGAGCGAGGAGGUGGAGGCGCUGGGGGGCUGGGACAGAGCCUGCACCUGCGCACUGGGGCCUGAGCCUCGGGGCCUCCUUGGUGACUGAGAGGGGCUAACGGUGGGUGGAGGAGGGUACGGGUGACCAGCCUGCUCAGGAGCGGCGGCCUGUCCCCAGGAGAGGUGGAGUGGAGUGGUCCACAGCAGGGAGGAGCAGCUCCCCACCCGCUCUCUCAGAUGAACUGUCCUCCGAUUCUGAAAAGCUACCUCUUCCCCAGACUUUCCCCUGAAGGGAUGGCGAAGUGGGCUCCCAAGAGCAGCCCUCUGGGCGAGGCCAACUAGGGCUGGAGUUGGGUUUCUGGGCUCCUUCUCAGUGGAAGCCGUGGCAGCUUCUAGAGGUGGCAAGAAGACGCUCUGAUGGUACUGCUGUGAGGAGGGAGCCCUAAUCCCAGGGGCAGACUGGCCUGAAUCCACAGCCUCAGCUGUGAGGGUUCCCUUCAAUCUGGGAUUGGAGGGCCUGAGGAGUGGCAGAAGCCACAGGGCCUUCCCCUCAAGUAGGCAUCGAGAACCUGAGGCCGCCUGAGCCCUGGGGGUUGCGGGCCUGGUUGACACUGGGCUUCAAGUGCUCACAGCCAAAGGCUGGAGGGCGUGGGUCCCACCUUCCAUCCAGAACGGGGGAUAAAGGCUGCAUUGUCUGAGCGAGGCUCUGUGAAUGGGGCCUUUGAGAUGGAUUUCCACCAGAGCUGCAAGCCUGGCUGUUGUGCUUUUGGAGACAGCGGGGAGUCUGGGAGCGCAAGGCAGCACUGGAGCACCCUUGGGCUGGCCUGCGUGGGGAGGUUGGAUGGCGAAGGGAACUGUGCGCUGCUCACCAGGCUUCCUGGCUCAGGCUCAGGCCCGACCCCGGGGUCCGUUCUCCCCAGCCAGCCCUCCUCAACCCUGCCUGGAUCUGUCACCACAGGGUCAGGGGUGCUCUGGGAUCUGGCCAGAGGCUGUCUUCCCCGCUCCUGUCUUUCUGGGCGCGACCCUGGGGCACUCCCUUCCUGCCCACAUCUGAACCUUUCUGGUAAACCCUCCUGGCUUUCCAGUGGCCCCAGCGCAGGCCUCUGGGGCAGCAUCUGAGUCACCCAGCCUCCCCAUGGCCUCCUGCCCUGGGCUCGUCUGUGAGGCUGUCUGGAAGCAUAGUCUGUGGAUCACGAUCUGGAAAGAGUCGUUUUCUGAAAGAGGAAAACAUAAGCCCAGGAAAGUAGCGAGAGAAGAUGGAGUGAGCCUUGACUAUGCCCAUGUGUGACCCACCUGGAACAGUUCACGCUGGGGUGCAGGAGAACUCCCCCGCCCAGCAGGCAGGCCUGGAGCCCUACUUCGACUUCAUCAUCACCAUCGGGCACUCAAGACUGAACAAGGAGAAUGACACUCUCAAGGCCCUGCUGAAGGCCAACGUGGAGAAGCCAGUGAAGCUGGAGGUGUUCAACAUGAAGACCAUGAAAGUACGUGAGGUGGAGGUGGUUCCCAGCAACAUGUGGGGCGGCCAGGGCCUGCUGGGCGCCAGCGUCCGCUUCUGCAGCUUCCGCCGGGCCAGCGAGCACGUGUGGCACGUGCUGGAUGUGGAGCCCUCUUCACCUGCUGCCCUGGCGGGCCUGCGCCCCUACACAGACUACGUUGUGGGCUCGGACCAGAUCCUCCAGGAGUCCGAGGACUUCUUCUCGCUCAUCGAAUCCCACGAGGGGAAGCCCUUGAAGCUGAUGGUUUACAAUUCUGAGUCCGACUCCUGCCGGGAGGUGACUGUCACCCCCAAUGCAGCCUGGGGUGGAGAGGGCAGCCUGGGCUGUGGCAUUGGCUACGGGUAUCUGCACCGGAUCCCAACCCAGCCCCCCAGCCACCACAAGAAGCCGCCUGGUGGCCCGCCACCCAGUGUCCCACCACCCGGUGCCCCGCCGCCUGGACCCGCCCACCAGGACUCUGCUGCUCCUCUUGGCCUGGAGACAGGCUCCAAACAGGGUGACUACGUGGAGGCCUUGCUGCAGGCACCUGACUCCUCCACAGAGGAACAGCUCCCUGGGCCUGAAAGUCCUGGCCAGGGCGCUCAAGACCUCGGAGACCUGCCCCGUUCCAUGGAGACUCCUCUGCAGCCUCCGCCUCCACUACAGCGGGUCAUGGACCCAGGCUUCCUGGACGUGUCUGGCCUCUCCCUUUUGGACAGCAGCAACGCCAGCGUCUGGCCCUGCCUGCCCUCUUCCGCAGAGCUGACCCCCCCUGCGGUCUCAGCCUCAGGGCUGGAGGACGUCUGCUCCAGCAGCGGUUCUCACGAGCGUGGUGGUGAGGCCACCUGGUCUGGGUCCGAGUUUGAGGUCUCCUUCCCAGACAGCCCCGGCGCCCAGGCCCAGCCAGACCACCUGCCUCAGCUGACCCUUCCCGACAGCCUUACUUCUGCUGCCUCACCCGAAGACGGGCUGUCUGCUGAGCUGCUCGAAGCCCAGGCGGAGGAGGAGCCAGCAAGCCCAGAGAGCCCAGACUGCGGGGUGGAGGCUGGGGGGGCUCCUAGCCAGGCCCGGCUCUCCACUCCUGAACACCACUCCGGGCUAUGACCAGGCCCUUUGAUGGCGUUUCAUGAGGCCUGGAAGCGGGAGGCAGCUGAGGCCACGCUGUGUGGGGUGGCCCCUAUUUUAGUGCUUCCUGGGCUGAGGGAGGCCCUAAGUGCUGGGCAGUGUCUUCUGCUGAUUGUGGGGGGCGCUUGUGUCCACUCAGACCCUACUGGUCUCCACGAGACAACCUGUCAGCAGUCAUUCUGCCUGAUGGUCCUGGCUUUGGGGAAUUGGGCACUUGUCUAAGAAUCUCAAUCAAGUACUUUUGGCGUAGCAGGGGGCUGGGAACAGCACCAGGUUAAGUAAGUUUUCCAGAAGCUGGGAUAGGAGAGGAUUCUUUGCUGCUUGGGUCGGGCAUGGAGCUUCCAUUGGUAAAGGCCACGGGCCUUGGGGAAGGGCAUCUUUGGGCCACGUGCCCAUUACAUGUUCCUGCUCCAGUCACUGUGGCUACACGGCAGGUAACAGAGUCCAGGCACCAUUAGGUGUGAAGAUGGGGUGAGGGAGGGAGGGGUUGUGUCGAGUGUUCGCCUAAUCCUUCCGUAGGGCUUGCCUUGAUUCUUUCCAUUACAGGCAGCCUAUCUGUAAUGGAGGGCACCCCCAAGCCCUGGGGACCCCUGCCGCCCCAUUUACUGUCUCACCCUGUGCUACUCUGCACAGUUGGCUCAGGCUGACCACAUAUUCCCAUGAACCUGCCCCCUUCUCCUGAGGGCCAGUUGGAAAUUCUAGGCCCUUCAGCAGAGACUCACCUGUGCUUGGGACAUGAUGCUGCUGCUUCCCGACCAUCCACAUCUAACGCACCUAGUGUCCCCAGACGGGACACCUGUCAGCUCCCAAACUUUUACAACCAUCUCUUUUAAAUAUACAAGGCAUCUAGCCAUCCUAGUGAUGAAUAAAAGUUAACAAAUUUAAGUUCACCAUCCUAAGCAGGCUCUCAGAGCCGGUCCUCCUGCCUGGAGCUCUUCACACACAGCUCCCACCCCAAGCAGGGAUGAGGCGCCUGGACAAGAGUGAGUAAGGGCCCUCUGUUAUUUUCCACAGUACGGGAGGGGGCUGUUCCCCUCUCCUGCAGUGCCUCAGGAGGCUGAGACUGGGUUGUGUGUCUUGCUCUGCCUAGGUCCCCACAGCAACAGGAGGGCUCCGUGCAGGGAUGAUCCUUAUCACUUGAAGUCCUCUCCUCUUUGGCCAGAGUCCCUCACCUUUCCACAGCCCUUGCUGAUUACCAUGAAAGCUGCCUCCAGUCUGGCCGUCUAGCCUCAGCCCAGUCGAAAGUCCCACCUUUACCAUCUGAUGUGGAAUGUGUGCCCUUACAGGGAAUUCAGAGCUCUGUUAGGCUCACAGAGGGGCCCAGACCAAAGAUAUGGAGGGAGUCUGCUCUGGGGGCCAGAGGCCAAAGAUAUGGAGGGAGGGCCCCAUAUCAGCAAACACCUCACGUUCCCUGCACUGAGACUGCAUUUAAAAAGCAAAUCCUGGUCAGGUCCACUAGAGCAGCUGAUAAGCCUGCAGAGUAGGGAGGCGUUGUGUCCAGAGGCAGUGCCAGAACCUGGUUCCUGGGUUGUCUGGGAGCCCAGUGUCUGCCUGCAGGAAUCCAGAAGUAGAAUCAGGCGAGGCCUGUUCUGAAGCCAGUUUCCCUUCACUAACCUGGCGGCCUGACCCAGAGUCACCCUCACCCAAGGGACCUGGUUCUUCCCGCCCUCACAUUAACAUACUCCCCUCCCUAAACUGGGGGCUAAAAUGGAUAUCAAUGCUAAUUAUUUCCAGGGUAAACACAAAACCAGAAGUUUCUUACUUUCUCUGUAAUCUGCUAUGAAGGAAAAUGACAAGUGGAAAUAAAUGUGUACUGUACACUUUGAAA
This is a messenger RNA of Cervus elaphus (red deer), 5084 nucleotides long. RefSeq names its product golgi reassembly stacking protein 1 (gene GORASP1). Gene Ontology annotation, biological process: Golgi organization. The record is from RefSeq and is a predicted model, not a curated record. The transcript is spliced from 9 exons. Gene Ontology annotation, molecular function: protein binding. The coding region runs from base 1928 to 3235 and encodes 435 amino acids. Gene Ontology annotation, cellular component: Golgi apparatus. NCBI's taxonomy places the organism in Eukaryota, Metazoa, Chordata, Mammalia, Artiodactyla, Cervidae.